Molecule: messenger RNA, 3451 nt
Organism: Pocillopora damicornis (cauliflower coral)
Lineage: Eukaryota; Metazoa; Cnidaria; Anthozoa; Scleractinia; Pocilloporidae
Molecular function (GO): protein binding
Source: RefSeq, a predicted model, not a curated record
CAUUCGGACAUUCAUCGGAAAUACGUAACGAGUUGUUUUAGAACGGGAGGUAAAAGCUGUGAGGGGAUUAUCUAUGAGUUACGGAAUGCGACCAUUUUAAUGGGUUUAUACUUGUGACAUUAAAUCAAUUUCUGGCUUGUAUGUCGGUGCUCCGACAUGAAACAAGCCUUGAUCACGUUCUCAAGCCGUCAUACGUACAACAAAGCCUCGCUCGUCAAGUGUACACACGCUAUUGACGAUUUGAGGACAUGAAAUGAAUCCAGAUAGACUUGGUCGAAUUCCACCGCCAACAAGGCGACUUGUAGUGCGAAAAGCGAACAGCCAGAGGGAUUUACGUCCUAUCACCGAACGGGCGACUCUCGAUAAGGUUCUGGGUUUGACAGUCUCCAGGAACGCAGCUUUAGCCUGUGACCCGUUGUCUGGAGUAGUCGCUUAUCCGGCCGGAUGUGUGGUGGUCUUGUUUAACCCUAGGAAGAACCAACAGAGUUUUGUCUUAAAUACAUCCAGGAAGACAAUCACUUCUGUGGCUUUCUCUGGCGAUGGAAAAUAUUUGGCAACAGGAGAAAGUGGUCAUAUGCCAUGUGUGCGUGUGUGGGACAUGGAAGACCAGUCACAUCCACAGAUAUCAGAGAUGGUCAAAGGACAUAAAUUUGGUAUUUCAUGUGUGGCUUUUUCACCCAAUUUGAAAUAUGUGGCAUCUGUUGGAUUCCAGCAUGACAUGAUUGUAAAUAUAUGGAACUGGAAGAGUGGUACAAAGGUAGCCUGCAACAAAGUUUCAUCAAAGGUUUCAGCACUUUCAUUUUCUGAAAAUGGUAGCUACUUUGUUACUGUUGGUGUUCGUCAUGUCAAAUUUUGGUAUUUUGACACUGAAUCAAACAAAUCUAAGGUUUCCAAGACACUGGUAAUCAAUGGGCGAGCUGGACUUUUAGGAGAGCAGAGGAAUAACACGUUUUGUGAUGUAGCAUGUGGUCGUGGAGUUAACUCUGAUAUCACUUACUGUGUGACUAGCUCAGGAUUAUUGUGUUCCAUCAAUAGCAAGAGAGUGCUGGACACCUGGGUUGAGCUCAAGACAUCUAAAGCAUAUGCAUUGGCAGUCAGUGAACAUUACAUUAUAUGUGGAUGUGCUGAUGGAAUAAUAAGAGUUUUCAACCCGUUGAAGUUACAGUUUAUAGUAACCAUUCCAAAGCCUCAUUUUCUGGGUGUUAAUGUAGCAGAAGGCAUUGAUUCCAGUAACCCUCUGUCAAAGUCUGAGCAGGCAGCUUAUCCAGACGCCGUUGCUGUAGCGUUUGACACAGUAAACCAUAAGCUGACGUGUGUUUAUAACGACCACAGUCUGUACACAUGGGACGUGAAGGACAUGAAAAAGAUUGGAAAAGCUUGGUCGUCACUUUAUCACAGUACAUGUGUAUGGGGAGUUGAGGUUUACCCCAAUGUGACUGAUAAUCGCCAGGCGGCUCUGCCACCGGGAUCCUUUCUCACAUGCUCGUCUGAUGACACUGUUAGAGUAUGGAACAUUGAAGAAGGAACAAGUAUAUUAUUUGAGAGAAACGUUUAUAGUAAGGAAAUGAUGAAAGUCUUAUACACGGAAGAUACAGUGGCAAAUCUUAAAGACAAUGAUAUUAGCCCUGCCAUAAAGAACAUGCGAGAUUCUACCGGUGAUACGCGAAAUGCUGGAGUAAGAUGUCUUCGCAUUAGUCCUGAUGGGCAAACACUCGCCACGGGGGACAGAUCUGGAAAUGUCAGGGUAUACGAUUUGAUGUUUUUCGAUGAAGUCGCAAAGAUUGAGGCGCACGAGUCUGAAGUUUUGUGUGUGGAGUUUUCACCCAAUGAAUCAGGACACAAACUACUGGCAUCCGCUGGCCGAGAUCGACUCAUUCAUAUCUUUGAUAUCGUGAACAACUUUGUCCUUGUUCAAACAUUGGAUGAUCACUCAGCAUCAAUCACGUCAGUCAAAUUUAACGUGUCAGAAUCCGAUGAGUUACAGCUUCUGAGUUGUGCAGCAGACAAGUCGAUCAUAUUCAGAACAGCCCAGCAGAAUCCCGAAUUUCAGUUUGUUCGCACAACGAAUCAUGUUGGUAAAACAACAUUUUACGACAUGGACAUUGAUCCAUCAGGGAAAUAUGCUGCUACGGCUUGUCAGGACAGAGGUGUUAGAGUGUAUGAUGUGAACAGUGGCAAGCAGACGAGAAAUUACAAAGGCACUCCUAGAGAUGACGGAACGUUGGUUAGGAUAACUUUGGACUCUUCAGGGACAUACGCUGCCACCAGUUGUUCAGACAAGAGCGUGUGUUUGACUGAGUUUGAGUCUGGUGAAUGUGUCGCUAGUAUGUCUGGUCAUUCAGAGGUGGUGACUGGUCUGAAAUUUUCUGUCGACUGCAAGAAUCUCAUCUCUGUUGGCGGAGAUGGGUGCAUCUUUGUGUGGAAAAUACCAUCAACUUACACCCAGAAUAUGGUGGAGAAACUUCACGUACUUGGAGAGGAGCCAGAAAAUAAAAUCGAGUUUGGCACUCCCAUCAGACGUGAGACUUACCAAAUGGCUCAUCCGUCGAUAAUAGAAACGGCUGAAGAGGACGACUUUGUACCAGCUGAUCCUUCAGCGUUCAGCAGACCAAUGAAAGAUCCCAGUCCUCCUGUUAAAGAUUACCGUUUCAGCGUGGGGCAGCUGCCUGCAUGGGCCAAAAAACAGCUCGUCGCUGAAGGAAACGAGAAGACUACGGUUUCUCCGGAAGAGAGUAACACAGGAACAGUAGUUCAACCCGGAGGGCGAUGGGCUCAGAGAGUCCAGAAUGGUGGUAUUCACAUUGCUGGUGACAAUGGCAAGAUAAAACCGAUUCCUUUAUUGCAAGAUCCCACAGAUGGCGGGAAAAGAUACACAGUAGAACCGAUCUCUCUCCAGGAGCAAAUGAGAGCGUUAGCAAGCAGCCCUCUCGAGAGACGUUGCUCACUUACCUAUGGGGAAGAUGAUGACUUGUUCCCCUCAGACGGCCGAGCAGCGCUGGAGAAUUUGAGCGAAGAAGAGAAGAAUCAUACCGAGGAAGCCGCACCGCCAGGCGUCACUGUGUCACGUGGUAGUGAUAUAAUGCCGAAGGCUCGAGUUAGAAAGAGCAGUGUAGAAGUGUCCGAAUCAGGAGAACUGAAAUUUGAAGAAGCAGAGGAGCUUGAUGUAGGGGACGCGAAGGAAGUUAUCAUCUACCUACCCCCAAGCCAGGAUGACUUCGACAGCGAAGUUGCAAGUGCCCCACGGGUCCAAGAAUUUGUGCAACAUUACGAAGCUUUCCAGUUAAAUCAUCACCAGUCUUGUCCCAAUAUCGUUCAACAAGUCAAGAGACUGCGGGGAGAUCUGGUUAAUCAGGAAAAACCCGUCAAACUGGUUAAUGACGAACCGGUUCCGCUUAACAGAUCUCCAUCGUUAGACCUUCUUCCGUUUCGGGUUGUAACUUGCCUCAGGUAA